AUGGCGCGACCACUACUGAGCGAACAACCACCCUCGGCGCUACUUCAAGGCGUUCUGGACACAUGUGACCUACGACGGCUACAUCGGCGACAUAUUCUCGGCUACUAUAGUCAUUCAUUUGAAUAUUGUGUUGCGUUUCACCUCAGUGAUCAGGCGCGUGGUUGCGCAACGGCGUACAAUGCAGAUGACGCGAAUCUUGCAUGGUUGCUGAAACUGGUUUCUGUGGAAACGAUGGCCAUUACGGCGCUUCCGAUAGAUGUUUGGUUAAAGGAACGCUUGAAAAAAUGGGUGCAGCUGUCUGGACAUGAAGAAAUUGAUUGA
Molecule: messenger RNA, 321 nt
Organism: Ostertagia ostertagi
Lineage: Eukaryota; Metazoa; Nematoda; Chromadorea; Rhabditida; Trichostrongylidae
Source: the annotation of a GenBank genome assembly